CUUCAGAAACGUGAGGGCUGCCGGUCACGUGGGGGCGGUCCCGGCCAAUCAGGGCCGGGGGGCGGAGCGCGGCGGCCGGCGGAGCCCCGGAGCGGAGUCACAGGGCGAGCGGCGAGGGCGCUAGCGGCUGCUUCCCGGGAGCCGAGCUUUGCCGGCCGGAGCCACCGUCCCGCUUUUCCGCCUCUUCCCUCCCGGCGCGGGCGCUGCGCGGGGUGAUGUGUGCCCGCCGGGCGGCCGCCCCCGGCGCCGUCUCCUAGAGCCGCCUGAGGUGAGGCCACGUCCCGGCUCCGCCAGCGCCCUACUCGCCGCGGCGGCGCCGGGGACCCCGCACCGCUCCCUCCGCUCUCCCCCGCGGGGCUGCGGCCGCUGCUCGCCCCGGCGCCGGGCGAUGAGCGGCUCCGCUGGCGGCGGCUCCCGCUGAGCGCCCGCCUGGCCCGCGGCGGCAUGGGGGUGAACGCCGUGCACUGGUUCCGCAAGGGGCUGCGGCUCCACGACAACCCGGCGCUGCGGGAGUGCAUCCAGGGCGCCGACACGAUCCGCUGCGUCUACAUCCUCGACCCGUGGUUCGCCGGCUCGUCCAACGUGGGCAUCAACAGGUGGCGAUUUCUACUUCAGUGUCUUGAGGAUCUUGAUGCUAAUCUACGGAAACUGAAUUCUCGUUUGUUUGUUAUUCGUGGACAGCCAGCAGAUGUUUUUCCUAGACUUUUUAAGGAAUGGAACAUUGCAAAACUUUCUAUUGAAUAUGAUUCUGAACCAUUUGGAAAAGAAAGAGAUGCAGCAAUUAAGAAACUGGCAAGUGAAGCUGGAGUGGAGGUCAUUGUUCGAAUUUCCCAUACGUUAUAUGACCUAGACAAAAUAAUAGAAUUAAAUGGAGGGCAGCCUCCUCUUACUUACAAGCGUUUCCAGACUCUAAUUAGUAGAAUGGAACCACUGGAGAUGCCAGUGGAGACUAUAACUCCAGAAGUGAUGGAAAAAUGUACUACUCUGGUUUCUGAUGACCACGAUGAGAAAUAUGGGGUCCCAUCACUUGAAGAACUAGGUUUUGACACAGAUGGUCUGCCUUCUGCAGUAUGGCCAGGAGGAGAAACCGAAGCUCUGACACGACUGGAAAGACAUUUAGAACGAAAGGCUUGGGUAGCAAACUUUGAAAGACCACGAAUGAAUGCGAAUUCCCUUCUGGCAAGUCCUACAGGGCUUAGUCCCUACCUCCGUUUUGGCUGUUUGUCCUGUCGUCUCUUUUAUUUCAAGUUAACGGACCUGUAUAAAAAGGUAAAAAAGAACAGCUCCCCUCCCCUCUCUCUCUAUGGCCAGCUGUUAUGGCGUGAAUUUUUCUACACAGCAGCAACUAACAAUCCACGAUUUGAUAAAAUGGAGGGAAAUCCUAUCUGUGUUCAAAUUCCCUGGGAUAAGAAUCCUGAGGCUUUGGCCAAGUGGGCAGAAGGCAGGACAGGUUUUCCCUGGAUUGAUGCAAUUAUGACACAGCUUCGCCAAGAAGGCUGGAUUCACCAUUUAGCCCGGCAUGCCGUGGCAUGUUUCUUGACUCGAGGUGAUCUCUGGAUUAGCUGGGAAGAAGGAAUGAAGGUGUUUGAAGAACUCUUACUUGAUGCAGAUUGGAGUGUGAAUGCUGGAAGUUGGAUGUGGCUCUCCUGUAGUUCCUUUUUUCAGCAGUUUUUUCACUGCUACUGUCCAGUGGGUUUUGGUAGAAGAACUGACCCAAAUGGGGAUUAUAUCAGACGUUAUUUGCCUGUACUCAGAGGUUUCCCUGCAAAAUACAUCUAUGAUCCUUGGAAUGCACCAGAGAGUGUCCAGAAGGCUGCAAAAUGCAUUAUAGGAGUUAAUUAUCCCAAGCCAAUGGUAAAUCAUGCAGAGGCAAGCCGUCUGAAUAUUGAGAGGAUGAAACAAAUCUACCAGCAGCUUUCACGAUAUAGAGGACUGGGUCUUCUUGCAACAGUGCCUUCUAAUCCAAAUGGAAAUGGAAAUGGUGGCCUAAUGGGAUAUUCACCAGGAGAAAACAUUUCUGCUUGUGGUAGUACGGGAGGAGCUCAGUUAGGAACUGGUGACGGUCAUACUAUUGGUAUUCAGACAUGUGCCCUGGGAGAUUCUCAUACUGGAGCAAGUGGAAUUCAGCAGCAAGGUUACUGUCAAGCAAGUAGUAUCUUACAUUAUGCUCAUGGAGACAAUCAGCAAUCACAUCUAUCGCAAACAGUAUUAUUGGAAGAGAACAUACCACAUCAAGAACACACAGGACAGAACUCUACUACUCUGUAUUGGAACUGAAGUGUUGUGAGAGUACUUGUACUAAAACAACAUAGUUCUUCAUAAAUUAUUUUCAAUUGUUCUCAGUUGUUGUAAACAAGUCCAAUUUUUGGAAUGCAUUAUUUCUAACUGGCAUUUCUAUGGUUUUUAACUUUUUAAUGACUCUUUCACAAAGGGCAAACUGAGUUUUGUAUAUAAACUAUUUGGUGAGGAAUUUGUUAACUUAAUGUAAAUACAAACAUUCAUGAUUAGCGAUAGACCCAUCAAUAUAUUUUUGAUAAUCUUUCAUGUAUAUGGUAGUAGGAAAAGCUGUAGUGAUGUUCUGUAAAAACAGAUGGACAUAGAAGGCUUUGAGGUUUUUAAACUAUUACUAUUUUUAGAUUUCAGAAUUUGACCUCUGUAUGAUCAACUUCAUACUUUCAUAAUGCAAGUGCUUAGGACUGUGUUUAAUCAAAAUACAGUAGAGUUGCAAUCUUUAUUAAAUGCAUUUGUAUAUAAGUCAUAUGCCAAUUUUUUGUCAAGUUGUAAACUUAUCAUGUAUAUGUCCAGUCCUUGUAUUUCGCAGUUGCCUUGUUCAGUAAUGACUUGACCCUGUUAAUAAAAAAAAAAAAAAAAAAAAAAAAAAAUGUAUAUACAGACACAUGUGUGGUUUUUUUGUGUAUGCUAUUGCUCUGGUAUAUAUUUCCUAACAAAAUUAUUUGGAAAAUAAGGGAUUUGUAAUGUUAAAAUGUAAUAUAUUAAGUUAAUUGUACAUGGCUUUCAGUUUAACUUUCACUCAAGUUUCAUGAUACUGAAGCAAAAUGCUGUCCAAAUUAUUUGGCUGUUUUUAUUGAAAUUGUACGUGUGUAUGUAGUCCUACAUUAAAUAUUUUCCC
Rhea pennata is the source of this 3130-nucleotide messenger RNA. It is a transcript of the gene CRY1, whose product is annotated as cryptochrome circadian regulator 1. Gene Ontology annotation, molecular function: FAD binding; DNA binding. Gene Ontology annotation, biological process: circadian regulation of gene expression; entrainment of circadian clock by photoperiod; negative regulation of DNA-templated transcription. NCBI's taxonomy places the organism in Eukaryota, Metazoa, Chordata, Aves, Rheiformes, Rheidae. The transcript has 13 exons. The coding region runs from base 445 to 2277 and encodes 610 amino acids. The record is from RefSeq and is a predicted model, not a curated record. Gene Ontology annotation, cellular component: nucleus; cytoplasm.